Messenger RNA from Lichtheimia ornata, 6705 nucleotides. RefSeq lists its product as uncharacterized. Lineage: Eukaryota; Fungi; Mucoromycota; Mucoromycetes; Mucorales; Lichtheimiaceae. Gene Ontology annotation, molecular function: guanyl-nucleotide exchange factor activity. Gene Ontology annotation, biological process: small GTPase-mediated signal transduction; regulation of GTPase activity. The record is from RefSeq and is a predicted model, not a curated record. Gene Ontology annotation, cellular component: cytoplasm. The coding region runs from base 1 to 6705 and encodes 2234 amino acids. The transcript is spliced from 4 exons.
AUGAAGGCGAAAAAGACAAAGACGCAUCGUGAGGAGAACACCAGCACUACCACCACUCACCAUGGCAACAGUGCAUUCUCUUACUUGAGGAACCGGCUAUUUCACGGCACUGGUACAAGCAACAGCAGCAGCAGCAGCAGCAGCAGUAGCAGCAAUGGCAGUAGCAACCAGCCUUCUCAACAACCACCUUUACCCAGCAGACAUGAGACGUGUCAAGAUGCGCCAUCACGAUUAACGGGACAUUCACGUUCCAGCUCACAUCGAUCUUCUCCUUCUGUUGACCUUGCUCAAUUAUCAAACGCUUGGCGAUCAGGCUCUUCAACUGCAGGACGACCCAUAUCUCGAUCAUUUGAAGAACCGCAAUACUGCAUGGAUACCAAUAGUCAGUUGACGACAUCAGAUGCAACGACAAUGGCAACGACGACGACUAGUUUUACAAGGCCUAUGUCCGUUAUGGGAUUGCUUGCACGACAUCAUGAUAGUAGUAGUGGACGACGAGCAGGAGAAGGCAAGUCCGAAAGCAAACGCACGAGCCUCAUUGUGAUCAAGGAAGGCUUCCUCUACAAGAAGGCCGACUUUCGAGCGUUUCACAAAGCUUCCAAACUGGAUCGUAGCUGGAAACCUUAUCGCGUCGUCUUACGAGGUCACAAAUUGUAUCUAUACAAGAUAUCAUCCGAAUCAGCAUUCAAGGCACUCUUCCCAUCAUCAUCAUCAUCACAUCCUCAACAGCAACUCUAUGACUUGCCAUUUUCACCAUCCAGUAGCAGCAUAGCAAGCUCCAUUAUCAAAUCGGUGGGUGACACCAUCACAGACCCAGUCGAAUUAUCAAUAAGCAACAUGGAUCAGCUUGGUGAGCGUGAUGAAUACCUUUAUGGCGCCAUCUUCAAAGAGAUCAAAUCAGCCGGUGAAUCGCAACAUGUCGCUUUAUUGCUUUAUAAGCACGAGGUGGUGAUAUGUGCACGCACAUCAUAUCAACAACAAUGGAAAAUCGAUUCCAGGAUACCAAUUGAUAAGGUGCAACUUGAGCAACGCGUGAUGGAUCCACAGGCAUCAUCUUCAUUUGCAUUACUAUACAAGGAUGAAUUGAGGAUUUUUACAACGCAUGCUGCUGAUGUGCAGACCUCAUGGAUUGAUACGUUGAUGAAGACCAAGGAGAUUUCAUGUGCUGGUGACAAAAAGAGAGACAAUGCACUCUACAACGAAUUGGGACCGCAUCCAGAUUUGCAUAUGGGGGAGGAUCAAAUUGUUCAGGGUGGUACAAUUGAAGCUCUUGUACAUGAAUUGAUAUUUCAGCAAUGCACCGCAUCAGCAUCAGAUACCUUUUUACGAUCAUUUUUAUUGACAUACAACAUGUUCACAACGAGUGCCAUUGUCUUGGAAACAAUGAAAUCCUAUCUACAGCAAACAAUGGAUGAUGGCGAUACUCAAAUCAUGCACAACACCUUCGAGCGUAUUCUUGAUCUAUUCACUGUUUGGUGCAACGUAUUCACUCAGGAUGUGGUGGGAGACGUGGUCGCUGGGAUGAUAUCGAUUCUCGACAUGUUGGAAGGUGCCCUGGUGGAUACGCCUGUUUUGCUGGACAAGACAAAGAUCACACGAGAAUUGAUUCUUGCAACCGUCAAUCGGAAUGGCGAAGCGGGUGAACAAGCCAAUGUUGAAUCAGCAGUAUCUUGGGAUGAUGCAGUGGAAAGCAUUCAAUCCUCACAGCUGGGACGAUCCGAUAUCAAUUUAUCCAACUUAUUGAUUACGGGAUUAACACCAGGACUCUUUCUCAGUAUUCAUCCUCAACGUUUCGCUGAACAACUUUACAUGUUUCAUUUGACACAACACCGAUUACAUCAGGAUGCAUUGAUCAGCUUGUUGACCUAUGUCCCAAGACCACACAUAUCAGCACAAAUUCUUAAUUCGGUGGUAUUCACAGCACCUGCACCUCAUUUCAUAGCCAAGUUGAUACGACAUCAUAUUUUGAUCGACUCUCAGCAUCAUCGACAAGAUGGCAUGGAAGGGAAUAUCAUUGAGGAGAAUAGUACUCUAUUGCGCACACAGCUUUUGGAACAUUGGAUACGAGUGGGCAGCUCACUGCUUGACUUGGGUGAUAUGACAGGAUGGUGUGCAGUGGCAUCAGCGAUUUGUUCGUUAGGCGUGAUACGAUUGAAGGAAUCAUGGAAAUCGGUUGACCGUUCACUGGUUGAGAUGGUGACUCAAGAUUGGGUGAAUCGAUUGAUGGAGUAUGGCUUUUUUACGCAAGAAAUUUGGAUCAGCGGAUGGGAACAUUCUCCAAUUCUAGACAAGUUUACACGUGUCAUGGAUGCUCCUCAACAAUCCAGCAACGACCUUGCAUUUUUCGGCCCUAUACGGCAAUCAGUGGAUCGAUUACGCAAGCAUAUCAAAGAUUGUUAUAAUGAAGGUGGAGUCAACUUUGCAAAGUAUUGGAUGAUCUAUGACGCCGUGCAGACAAGUCUUGAUCAUUGGAAGCGUACGAUGAAGCCAUUACCGGACAAUGGAUAUCCAUUCCAAGUGGUGGGUCCUCUUCAAGCCUUCUUCGAUCAUUCGGUAACCACCUUUAUUUCAGCCCCACACGAUUUCAAGUAUUUGCAUGAAUGCUCGCUAGGAUGUGAGCCACGUAUAUUUGGACAAAGCUUUGAUCGACAUCGCAAAUUUGAUUCCUUGCACGGCACCAAUGUAGCACCACCCUCUUCAUUGACAUUGACUUUUCCUGAAGUCUUGGAAGGCUAUCGUUUAUUUCAGCCUCCUGUGGAGCAUCUUCAACAUGAUACAUCUUCAUCACCACGCACCAAUCUACGCAAAAAGAAUUCGAGUCACAGCGUGAAAUCGGAUUCAGGUGAACAUGGAUCAUCAGUAACCCUUCCUCGCACGCCCACCAGCCUCGUUAGCAUGAGUACAAGUUCCACCGUUGCUACGCGACCACCACCACCAACACAUGGAUUCUCGUAUGAUCAAUCACGACAACAAAAAUUGCCACGUGUCACUCGACGUAAAUUGUUUCGAAGACGCACUUACAGCUUUCCGCCAGGACGUGCAGUGGGUGACACAGCAACGCGAUUUAUGCAGAGUGAUGAUGGUGCGACCAUGGACAAUAGUUAUUUGGAUUCGUUACACAGCAGGACAUGGCUUGGAUCUUUGGUGUCACAAAAGCAUGGAACAUCCACUGCCAAAGCAUUGGUCGAAGCUAUUCAGCACAGAGAAAAGUACAGCGGCGAAUGGUUGAUUGUUGUUGAGAAUGGAAACCUUAUCCUGAAGGCAUCGACUUUAUUACAAUCGGAUGAUUCUGUCACCAAAAAGUCACCAUCACCAUCACUCAAAAAGAGCACAUCAAGUGGAUUUUUGGCAUUGACUGAAAAAGGUAGCUCGGGUAUGCGAUCACGAUCAGGGACGCUUAGCGGUGAUGCACCACGCAAGGAAGAGGAUGUUUUACUAUGGGGCGACAAUCAACAACAAGAAGGGCAAUCGGUUCUUGUCAAUGUCAAGGCAGGGUUACUCGAGUACUUGGUAGAUACGUUGGUGCAUGGUGUAUCAGCGUAUAACAAGGAUAUGCGUGAGCAAUGGCAAUUACCCUCUUUGUUGAAUGGCAACUUGGAAGAGACACCACGCUACUUGACGAUUGAUGAAGAAGAGUAUACCAGCGCCUUUUUCGUUACUUAUCGUAGCUUUUGCUCAUGCGUUCAAUUGUUGGAUCUCAUGCGGAAAAAGUUCACGGGUGCUGUUGCUGCUAGUCGACAAGCGAGACAAGAAAACCGUAAUGCAUUGGAAACGGUGUUUAAGGCUGACAACAACAACAACCAAGACUUUGAUUGGCGCUUCGUUGCAUCAACACAACUACGUGUGACCCAUUUGAUGUUGUAUUGGACCGAAGAGCAUUUCUACGACUUUGUGGAUGAGAUUGAGAUCCUUGGGCAUUUUAGUCGCUUUUUGGAACAGACGCAGGCAGCUAUUGAUGAGUGGACUACACCUUUACGGCAACAGCAACGACAAGGACACUCACCAAAAGAAUCCAAGGAUAUCCAAUCAGCGCUUUCAGUGGCUCACGCUAUUCAUCGACAAUUGAAUGAAUUACGACGACAAUUUAUUCAAAAGAUUCUUUCACCAUGCUAUGAUUUGAAAGCCAUCAGCUAUGAUACAACGUGCAGUAGGAAAGUGGAUGACUUGUAUACCCAGCUGACAACGGGAAUGCAACGCUUCAGUGUAGCCGUGACCCAAAGCAGUCGUCAAUCGCAAGCAUUUUCGCUGAUAAGCAAGCCAUUGGAAGAAUUGGGGAAAGAAACACUUUCAGAUCAACAAUCAGCUUGGACUCUUCUUGAACAAACGGAUCGAUGUGUGCAUCAAUUGUUUGCAUCAGUGACUCUUCAAGAUUGGAUACAGACGUUUGACGUAUUUGAAGCACAAUCGAGCGACUUGUAUGCAUGGUUACCAGCUCAUAAGGCAUCACAAACUCCGCCGCUCUCAUCUUCCUUGUCCUCUGUACGAGAUUGUCCAACUGCACAGCCUAACAGCUAUCACAUUGCAGCCGAGGAUGUAAUGGUAUCAGAUAUAUUUACGGCUAUUGAAGGUGCUCGACGAUCCAUUGUGUCACCAUCAGCUUUCUCAGCAGAUGACUUGUUAUUGGCAUUCCCAAGUUCGAUUCAGUAUCUCUAUUGCAUGCAUUUCAUUAUACGCAGCUUGGUGAUCCAUGAAACGACUGCCAUGGAUAUCGACCUCACAACACGAGUUCAACGUAUCCACAAGUUUUUGCAAAUGCUCAUGAUCAGCAAAGGAGUAACGGAGCAAAUGGCAUUGUUCCCCGAGUUGAGAGACGUGGAUGAUCGUCCAAGACGUGUACCUGGUUUUGUCGAGUAUGCAAUAGCAUCAGCCCUCAUCAGUCCUGAAGUGCGUGUGUUUACCAAGGCAUGGUCACAAGUGAUGCGACAUUAUGGCUUGACGCAGCUAGAUACAUUGGAGAACUUGUUAUCCCAUAUACAGCAACGCAACAAGGUUGAGGAUAUUUAUGAUGAUGACAGCAAUACAAUGCGACUGGUACCAAGCGUUGGAUGGAUCUUUGACAGGAUGAUUGAAUUAUGUGCAGCUGUACCGGAUACGUAUAACCGACAACAACACAUGAUCAAUUUCGACAAGCGGCGAUACGUGUUCCAUUUCCUUCAGCUUGUGAUGAAUUCUCAGAUGGAUCUUGAAGAAGCUGGCAACAAUGAUGCUAGCAGCAAUCUUGCUUUUAUCAUUUCUCCCAAUCAGAAAAAGCCAACUUGGAAGGAGCUUAAGGAUAUGGCAUAUCGUGAGAAUCGAGCUGGAGGUGGAUUAUCAACACGUGCAGGAUCCAAAGGACACUACACUCGAACAACAGUGUUCAACAAAUUGGUCGCUGAGCAGCUGGACAAGCUCAAACGUGAUAUCAAGGAACGUGAUCGAAUUGACAAGGAAUGGCGUGAUUUGCAACAUAAGCUUCAGAAGCGACAAUUGGAACAGCAACGUUAUCUUGAAAAACAAGAACGACGCAACCAACAGAGACAAGGUCAUCACCAUCAUCAUCAUUUGCCCAAAUUCAAUGCACUCUUUCGCAAUCGAAAAACGGGUGGAGGUGGUCAUGCGGAGUCUACAUCAACGACGACAAUGGAUGCUAGUGAAGUGCUUGCAACAGCCAAAGCCUCAACAGUGAUCAAUCUUAUUCAUGCAACGACAUCGGUAGCAAGUGCUUGCACACGACGGGAUCACGUGUUUCGGGUUGUGACAGAGGAAGGAGGACAAUACUUGUUUCAAGGCACGAGUUGGGAUGAGAUGCACGAUUGGAUGCUUCAAAUCAACAAUGCAGCACAUGCAGGAGCUGUAAAACGUCGUAGUGUUCUUGCCGCCGAAUCCGAAGAUAAUCGCAACAGCAGUGGUACAACAGCAGCUCAUCAUUUGACCGAGUGCGAUACCCCAACCUCCGCCUACUACACUCGUCGAUCUGUUUAUGGCAUGGAUUUAUCAACAUUGAUGGCUGAUGGGAAUGUGCCGCUGAUUGCUGAGAAAUGUAUCAACGAGAUUGAAAAACGCGGUCUGGAAGAGGUGGGCAUUUAUCGCAUGGCUGGUACAGGUUCCACUGUUGAACAACUCAAGGCUGCUUUCAAUCGGGAUAUGGCGGCCGUGGACUUGGGUGACCCUGAUUGGGCUGAUGUCAAUGUUAUUGCCGAUGCCUUCAAGCAAUUUAUACGCAGUAUUCCCGGUUCUUUGUUGACACACACAUACUAUGACGAGUUUAUUCAUGCCUCUGCAUCCGAAGAUCAUGAUCAACGGGUUUAUCUCAUUAAACAAGUUUUGAAAAAGUUACCAGAACCCAAUUAUAUCCUUCUCAAGCGACUCAUUCAGCAUUUUGUAAUUGUUACGGACUUUGAAGCGGUCAACCAUAUGUAUGCAACGAAUCUCGCCAUCGUAUUUGGACCCACAUUGCUACAACCAGCACCUGGACCGGCAUCAUUUGCAACAACCAUGUCCAAUCUUGGUCAUCAUCAAACAAUUGUCAAAUACCUCAUACUGCAUUAUCACUACUUGUUUGACGUGGAAAGUGACGAGAUGGAACACGAAGAAGGGGAUGAUGAAGAGCAACAUGGCGAUGUUUCCUCAACAACCACAGCUAACCAACAACUCAAUGAUGGUGAUGGCAAUGACGAUGAUGGAUCCAAGAUAUCAACAGCAAGUAACAUUGGCCGAGAUCAGUGA